Prorocentrum cordatum is the source of this 870-nucleotide messenger RNA. The record is from the annotation of a GenBank genome assembly. Lineage: Eukaryota; Dinophyceae; Prorocentrales; Prorocentraceae.
AUGGCUGCUUCGCGUCCCUCGUCCUUGGCGGCGUUCCUGUUACUGGGGUCCGCCGUGGUCCCUGGCGUCGAUGCAGGUCUUCGUACCGCGUCAAGCGAGGACAAGACAGCCUAUGAGCUCUUGUGUGGAACCCGCCUUGGUAUGAGGAAGUGGAUCGAGAAUCCGUGUGGCAUGUUUAGCCCCACGUGCCAGAAGUUGGACUUCAAGUGCGACGGCGAUUCGCGUGUGGAAGAGCUAACGAUCGGUUGGCACCAGGACACGUUCGGCCUCGGCUCGCUCACAAACCUUUUGGCGCCUCGCACGGGAUGGCCCAUUUUGGAUUCCCUCGCUGAAAAGGUCGGCACGUUCAUGACCUUCAAAAUCAAGAAAGACCUUGCACCUGUAGAGGAGCCAGGCCAACCCCUUGUCACCCGCUACUUUCUGCAGUCAUUCGGUUGCGACGACCCGAAGGACGAGUGCUACAUCCCUUGGCCUGAGUAUGAGCCAGUCCGUGAGGACGGAGUCAAAGUGGGUAUCACGCGGUUCUACCUUGCCUACAGCCAGGAGGUUCCAGGGCACCCUGAGGCCCGCAUCGAGAUUGGUCAGUGGGCGACGGAUCACUCGAAGUCUAAUUUCACGCUCCUCGGGACGGGCGUGGAAUCGCCGCCCGAGCUCAUGUUCGCAGGAUCCAUCGGCACGGGCUGUGCCAAGGACACGGCCUGCGACAAGCCCGAGAACCAUGAGGUUCCUGUGCCUUUUAAGGAGUUCGAGGUCACGACCACCCACCUGAUGGAGCACCCUGAGGGCUCUGGCCUCUUCCAGCUCAAGAGCAAUACGAACAAGGCCGUCCAGGAGGAGACCGUCAUCCACAAGUUCAAGGAGAACAACUGA